UACACAUAUGUUGCGUCACUAACGUGCGCCGACAGGAGGCUGACGAAAGGAGAUUUGGCUAAUUUACCUGAGAAGUCGGAGCGGAAGGCAUCAUCAUCCAGCAUUUAAACGCUGAACAUCAGAAGUAAAAACUGCAUGCUUUGCUUAAUAAUAUAAUAACACACAUCAGCCCGAUAUUAAUGUAGUUCUUCUGCGUUUAUAUAUAUAUAUAUAUACCGCUCCGCGUUGUUGCUAUGCGGUUACCCGCCGUUAGCAACAGUCAGACUCACGUUCCAGACACUAACUGGGGGUAACGUUGUUAGCUAGCACCCCAGCUAGCUAGCUAGCUAACGGGGAACAAAUGAAACCGGGUCCGGUGAGAGCUGCUCCGGGGGCCCGAGUCCACCUCUCUCCAGCUACAGAAGUGAAAGUGGGCUAACUUCAUCUCCUGGUCCACAAAACAACCGCUGCAACAUUUUGGCUUUAGCUGGGCUCAUAUCAGAUGGAGGACAAAUUCACUGCAGCGUUUCUAUCAGCUGAUUUGGAUAAUUCAGCUGCUAGGCCUUUCAUCGGACUGCUUUUGUAAACGUGGCAGCCAUGGCUUCUCGUAAGGUAGAUGAGCUGCCAGGUGACGCGAAGGACUUGGCUUCGACCUCCCGAUGCGGCGCCGAUGACAUCACAGAAGAGCCUCAAUCAGACACGAUGAAUGCUACGGUGAAGUCCCAGAAAUCUGGAAAAUUUAGGAGGACUGCCCUGACGUUUUUUGGAGUUCGUAAAAGCAUCUGUAUCUUACCAAGUUUCUUUGGAGGACGGAGUAAAAAUCCAAGCAAGUGGUCUAAGAAAGGACUGAAUAAAAGCAGAACGCAUGAUGGGCUAUGUAAGGUUAGUCGUGAUGACAAUCUGAGAAGUGGGUACACAUCAGCUGGAGAUUUUGAAUAUCACAGCCAGAGGGACUCUGCUGGAGCGCUCCACAGUAGCUGUCACAAUGAAUGUAGUCACCCCGCUGCUGAGCAGAAAUCACUGACUCUGACCCGGCAGAAGAGGGGUUUGAGGAGUCUUUUUCAAAGUUUUAAGUAUCACAGAAACCAUAGAAAUAUUGGAUUGGAUAAAUCUGAAAUGAUUGCCAUGUCCACUCCUCGCUGCAAGCAAGAGGUGCCUGUUGUCCAGGACAACACCAACCAGUAUGUCACAGAGUGCCUGGGAUCUGAACCUGAUGUGCCUGAUUUUGCAGAUGUUAUAUGUGAUAUUUCCAUCAGUCCUGAAUGUAUUGACGCUGAUGAGAUGCCAUCUGAGAAGAGUGUGGAGCAAGACAGCCCAAAAUCUGAGCUUGAUGGUGAGAUGUGUGACGAGGAAGUGGAGGAGUUGAAUUUGCUGGCCGUAGUCUCCAGUGAGCUGAAGGAAAGUUCUCGAGGACACAGCGAGCCUUGUCUGAAACUCCAGAUGAUGUCUGAGCCCUUACUGAGGACCGAAACACCUGCUGGCUCUUCAGAUCAACUCAACCUGAUUUAUGGAGAUGUUGCCUCAUUAAAGAGCUUCGAUUCACUCACCGGCUGUGGGGACAUUAUUGCAGAUCAAGAAGACGACAGCAUCACAGAGAGCACAGUUUCUGGAGAGAGGAGCAGGAAUGGAGGAAAGAGGGCCUCCUGUUAUCUCACCUAUCAGGGUGGUGGUGAAGAAAUGGCCUCACCUGAAGAUUUGGACGAGGAUGGGUGUCUGAAUGAUUUCUGGGGAAAUAACACGUCAGAGGAGAUUUGCUGUACUUGCAACCAAGAACACACAGAUUUGACUGCUGACCUGACAAGUUCUCACAAUAUGGACUUACUGAACAGUAACAGUGCGCAGCAGGCCAGCGGCAUGGACGCUUCUUCAAUCGCUGAUGUGUUGACGCCUCAAAGUGAGCAUCAGGAAUCGGUUCCAAACAGCGAUGAGGGCUACUAUGAUUCAACCACCCCGGGGCCAGAUGAUGCACAAGAAAAAACUGACAGACUGAGAGCAGAGAGGUUACCCAGAGACAGCUACAGCGGGGAUGCCCUCUAUGAACUCUUUGCCCCUGAUGAGAGCCUCAUCAGUCCACAUUAUGAGAACAAAUCAAAACUGCCCAGUUCAAAACCGUGUGAGUAUUUAAAUGAGCCGCUCGAUGUGACAGACUCUGCCUUUGUUCCAGACAUGAAUCGAUUACAAAUCAGUGCUGAGCUGUAUGAAGUUCGCGAUUUUCUAGAGAUGCCUGGCACGUGCUGCAAGUCUCCGGAGUUGGCACAGAAUGUAGCUGGUCGGCAGGAAAUCAGCAUGAAUAAAAACUGCAAUUUGAAUUCUAAACCACAAGCAUCAGGCAAUAAGAGUAACGCAGAACCAGAUGUGUUUGAUGAAAAGGGGAAUAUGCCUGCUUCCACUGAAAGGACAAAAUCCAUAAAUGCUGAUUGUGAGAAAAGGCACAGCAGCGUAUCUUUCGGAAGCACAUCUGACCCAGAUUUUGAGACAUUUUGUGAACCCAAAGAGCAGCAUCUUGAGGAAAACAAGCCUGUGGCUUUACCUUACAAGAACAUCAACUCUCAGUCUCCAGAUGAUAACAGUGAGUUGGACGAUGGACAAACUGUUUGUUUCUCUCAAGCACUUGUGGACUACACAAAACACUCUCAGAUGCUGAGUAACUUGCACAACAAUGCGGAUGAUUUGGAGACUAACUCUGCGUUGACUCAAAAUAUGCAGGCCUUACCAACCAUAGUCACAUUUGAUGUAGUGGACAUGCAUAAUGAGGGUGAAUAUGAUGAGCAGAUCCACAUGGAGCUGGAGGAGGACAUCUCAUCUCCCUACCAGGAAUUUGAAGAAAGCUACCUACAAAAAGAUGCGUUUGCUGAAUGUGACUAUCAAAUGUUGGACCUGUAUGAGCAGAAUCUGAUCAGUAAUACAUGGGCAAUUGCUAGUCUGCCACGGCACCUUGGCCUUACCAGAGUCAGCCAGUCCAUGCCGAAUGCGUUGUCUCUAGACAGAAGAAGUAGGUCUCUGGACACAGAGAGCCUUGAGUUGCAGAUGCCUGAUGCAUACAGAGAGAAAAGAGCUGCUUGUCCUCAAACUGAAAAGGACACUGAAAGAGAUUCCUCGCCAUAUUACAAAAAGAAUGUACUCGUGUCAGCAUCGGAGGUUAGAGACAGUAGCAGCAUUAUGGCCUUAUCAUGGCAAACCAGGUCAGAAAUGGCCUUAAGCCUUCCUCUGACAGAUGGGGAAUUCACUCAAAAGGAACAGAGUCUCAGUCAAACUCAAGUAAAACGCAAGAUAUUUUCCAGCUCAUCCAGCAGUGAUUGUCCUAACAGCGAACUUUGCUCCAAGGUGUCAGACAGAGUGUCCUGUGAUUUAGUUUCACACAACACAGAGCUGUACAACAGGCAGUGUCACCUUCCCUCACAGUCAAAUUCUUGUUUACCUCAUAGCACCUUUGUUUAUUCUGAAAUGAUGGAUGAUGAAUCAGAUUAUGUCGAUGAGGAAGUCUUUUGUAAAGCUGCCAGUAAUUUGCAAUCCUACAACCAGCGGGGUAAAAGCAGACCAGUGGCUAGUCUGGAAGGACUGUCUCCUGCUGGGAGUCCUCUGAAUGCAGGUGUGUAUAAAGAGGACAUAGCUGUCCUUGGUGAAUUAAGUCCACCCAGAGACGUGGCCUGCAACAAGUUCCCUGAGGCAACCUUUAAUUGAAAGGCUUCUGGGUUUUGAGAUCACGUGUAUGUGUCCAGAGGAGUCAUUGUUGCUUAAUUCUUCCUUGCACAACGUUAUCAUUUGAAUCAUUUGAAAAGUUGCUGUACACUGUGAGAGACGAGACAUGCAGUGAAAUAUGAAUCAUGUGUCUUGCUGCAUCAGAACAUAGCUGUCUCAUUGGGAAGUCAAAAGGGAUUUUCUGCAUUUGCACAGUAACAGUUGCUUGUUUCAAACAGGCCACAUACAUGUCUAAAAGUGUUUCGGGAAGUACUAUUUUCAUUUAAACUGCUCACUUAUUCAUCUCAUUAAGCUACUGAAUUCUACUAGAAUGUUUAUACGCAUAUGUAGCCUCAGUGUCCAGGUUUCAAUAGUAAUUCUACUUUUUAUUUGAUGGGUUUUUAUCCGCCUGAUUUCCAUAGCACAGCCAAACAGGGCUAGCCACGAACCACUUGUAUACUUAUGCUUUAAGUGCCAGCUUAUGUUUGUGUUUACAGCCUCUCUUUACUCCAGUAAUCUUUAUGUUGCUAUGACUUGAUGAUCAAAUUUACUGUUUCUAGUUGGUUCUUUUUAUGGUUUACCUCAUUUCAGGACAGAUUUUGUUUUGGAAAUGAUGAGAGCGUAUCUUAAUAGUUUAAUCCACACAAUAAAACAUGGCUCAAUACCUUCACAUGGUAUAUUUGAAAAACAUUAAACUGUUAUUAUAUUUGGCUUGAUCUCAAAACAUCUAGUUCCUCCUCUCAAACAAGAAUAUGAUAAGCAUGUAUAGGAAAUGUAAUGAUGGACUGAUAGUGCUUAUAUCUUAACUUUAGCUGCCACUUCAUUUACAUACUGUAGAUAGCUUUGCCAAGCAUAUCUACUUUAGUAUAUCUCACAUGCAAUUCCCCUGUGUAUGAAGGUGCUUUUCAUUAGACCAGAAACCAGAAACUGCCAGAGAAAAACAUAUGUAAAACGGUAGCAGAAAACAGAUCGGGGGGCUCGUGUAGUGCUUAAUCGUCUCAAAUUGACUUGUGGCCUGAUAAGCUGAUUUGGCCUUACUGUGGCUUUUUUGUUCUCAUUUUCCAACAACUUGACCACCUGUGAAGUUUAAAAUUCUUACUGAAAUGGUGCACUCCAUUAUUGCAUUACUAUAAGCUUGUGGAAUGAAACUGUAGUUUGAUUUUGUUCUGAUUUUUGAAACGUUAUGGCAAAAGAUAAACUGGUAUUUACCUUGUAUCAUUUUCUUGUGCAUUUAAUGUUUGAUCGGUCAGACAUUAAACUGUCAGAUGAUAUUCGUUUUUUUUUGAUAGUGUAAUAUUGAACAAAUGUCAAAUAUUUUGUAUUUAUAUUCUCAGCUAUUUGUACACUGUAACAAUGUAUUCAGAAUUACAAAUUGGAUUGGAUUGGAUUUAAUUUUGGAUUUUUUUUUUAUUGUGAAGUUAUACCCAUGUUACAUAAGGGGAUUCCUCUUGAAAAUCUGUUACUGUUUUGUCAGAGUAGAACACUGCCUUACACUAUAAUAAACAUGACAAUGACAA
Centropristis striata (black sea bass) is the source of this 5174-nucleotide messenger RNA. RefSeq names its product APC membrane recruitment protein 1-like. The coding region runs from base 577 to 3660 and encodes 1027 amino acids. NCBI's taxonomy places the organism in Eukaryota, Metazoa, Chordata, Actinopteri, Perciformes, Serranidae. Gene Ontology annotation, biological process: regulation of canonical Wnt signaling pathway. The transcript has 2 exons. The record is from RefSeq and is a predicted model, not a curated record. Gene Ontology annotation, molecular function: phosphatidylinositol-4,5-bisphosphate binding; beta-catenin binding. Gene Ontology annotation, cellular component: plasma membrane.